Molecule: messenger RNA, 2322 nt
Organism: Puccinia triticina
Lineage: Eukaryota; Fungi; Basidiomycota; Pucciniomycetes; Pucciniales; Pucciniaceae
Exons: 17
Coding region: 1-2322 (773 amino acids)
Molecular function (GO): protein binding
Source: RefSeq, a predicted model, not a curated record
AUGGAUAAAUCGGUUGGAAGAUCAAGCUCGAAAGGUGGAGAUUUCCCCAAUUUCCCGAGUGACAGAGCUGUGACAGCCAGUUUCUGCCCACCCACUCCACCAGGACAUCCUGGUCACACUCUGUCACACUCCGCGUUGGGGACCAGCCUUGGAAAAUUUCUUCAUAUCGAGAUGGGCAAGGCAAAGAAAGCCAAGGCCAGCAACAAGGCGGCGGUGAAAGCGUCGAAGAAGGAGAAGCAGGCAAAGAAAGUCGAGCAGAAGUCCAAGAAACAGUUGGCGCUCGAGGCUGCAGCGGACGAGGAAGACCUUCUGACCACCUUAGAAGAGUUCAGAGCGAAAUGGGAAGCAGAACAUAAAGUCACUGAAGACGUGAUCGACGGCCCGCCUAGUCGAAGAGCCAAUGCUUCAUUCACUCCCGAUCCAAAUCAACCUUACAUCUGGCUAUUCGGCGGGGAAUUCUUUAACGGCACCACCGCACAUUUCUACAAUGAUCUUUAUAGGUAUUCUCCUGACAAAAAUGAAUGGAGAAGGUACAGUUCUCCUACCUUUCCAGGCCCUAGAUCAACUCACCAAAUGGUCGCCACGCCUGGUGGUGGUGGGAAACUAUGGCUUUUCGGCGGGGAAUUCGCAUCGUCCAACCAAACCACGUUUCAUCACUACAGAGACAUGUGGUGUUUUGACCUGACGAGUCAUUCAUGGGAAAGAAUCGAAACUAAAGUGCAGCCGUCAGCAAGAAGUGGACAUCGGAUGGUCGUAUGGAAACAAUGGAUCAUCCUUGUCGGCGGCUUUCAUGACGUUGGAGUUCGGACGAAUUAUCUCAGUGAUCUGUGGUUUUUCGAUAUGAUGGAAUACAAGUGGCAGCAGAUCACAUCGCGCGACAACGAGCGAUGGCCGAGUCCCCGCUCAGGUUUCUCACUACUUUCGAUCCCUGAAGGAAUUAUCUUACACGGGGGUUAUUCGAAGAUUUAUGUUACUAAAUCAAAGGCCAAAGGAGUCGCACUCGACGAUACUUUCUUCCUCAAGCUGGAUCCCACCAAUCCGGAUUGGUUAAAAAAGCUGAAAUGGGAAAAACGCAAACGGGUGGGUCAGGUGCCCAGCUUAAGGAGUGGCUCAACAAUGGUCAAUUGGGUCAAUAAAACCAUGGCUGUUGGAUUCGGCGGUGUCUUGGAUUUAGAAGAUAACGAAGAAGGUCUGGUUAGCGAGUUUUACAAUGAUCUGUAUGCUUACCAACUCUCAGGUACCGGGCGAUGGAUGACGUUGAAUUUGAAAAGGCCCAAAAAGAAAAAGGGCAAAGAUGGAGCAAAUGGAAAGAAAAAGAGCGCAAAAAACCAAGAACAAAUUAAUGAAAAGGGAGACGAUCACGGUAUGGAAGUAGAAGCGAUCCAAGAGGACGAUGAAGCCAUGGAACUGGACGAAGAAGACAGACUCGAAGAAGCUAGAUUGAAAGCUGAACAACUUAUCAGAGAUGAGAUCGCGAGAUCCAAGUUGAAGGCCAAUUCGACAGCCACCAAAUCGAAUGAACCUACCAAAUCUGUUGAGAAUCAAGUUGUCGGCGCAGCAGAGAUUCAAGAUUCAUCACACGAUGAAGAAGAUCCUGACAAGACAAUCCCACUGGCAAGAUUCAACCCUAUGCUAGCUAUCCUGAAAAAUACCUUAUAUAUCUAUGGCGGGAUCUACGAAUCAGGAGAUAAAGAAUAUACCCUCCAAUCAUUUUACUCGUUAGCAUUGGAUAAGUUGGACCGGUAUAGCUGUCUGCGCGACGAUGAUAUCCAUAACCACGAAUGGUUUGACGAGUCCGAAAGUGGAAGCGACGACGAUGAAGACUCAGGCUCGGAGGGAAGCAGUAGUGAGAGUGAGAGCCACAGUGAAGAGGCCGAGAACCUUGAAAAACUUGAACGCGAGCAAGAGCAGAUUCCGAUCGUGGAAGAUCCUGCAGAGGUUGCUGAUGUGCUUGCAACCCAACUAGAACAAGAAGAGCUGAAGAAAAAAGUGGAAGCUUUUAUGGGCGUGGCCAAGUCUUCUGAACGGUCUGCCGAAGAGGUCAUGAGCACGCCGCUUCCGGGAGAAACUCUGAAGUUGUUCUACGAUCGGACGCGCGAGUAUUGGACGCAAAAGGCGCAUGAAACAUCUCAACAUCGUGGGAAGGAGCUCCGACGCGACGGGUUCUCGCAUGCCGAAGACAGAUAUUCCGAAUACAAACCUCUGUUAGAUGAGAUUGAACGGAUACAAGCGGAGGCGGGAAUUGAGGCUUCAGACGUCCAACGAAGAACAGGGCCAAGUGCUGCCGGCGGUCCUACCCAGGAUAGCCGACAUCGGAGAUAA